Molecule: messenger RNA, 2107 nt
Organism: Drosophila takahashii
Lineage: Eukaryota; Metazoa; Arthropoda; Insecta; Diptera; Drosophilidae
Source: RefSeq, a predicted model, not a curated record
GUUCAUUAGAACAGUCGUGUUUUGUUGGUCGGGUUCCGUAAUAGACAUUAGGUAUGUCAACUAAGGUCUGUGGGGAGCUGGUACUUUUGUGCUUUGUGAGCUUGUGCUGCUGCAAAUUUGAACCUGGAGAAGUGCUCCUGGUCAUCGCCUGUCCACCCCUUCCCCUCGAAGCUAAAGAUGAGUGCUUAGCAUUGGCAGACAGCGUGCGUGAGCAGCGUAGGAAACUGGAACUGGCGGGGAUCUUCCCCGGGGACUAUGUCUUAAAGGUCCAUGUGAUGCACGAGCUUUUCAACUACUGGACCAUGCUAGACGCACUUCCACAUUUGAGAGGCCAGACACGUCUAUUAGGACCUCGCACGGAAUGGAUUAUAUGGUGUCAACACAACACGCGUUUGACCUCGCUGCGCGGCCUGCUCGAGCAGCUGAGUCGCCAAAACCCCAGGGAGCUCUCCUUUUACGGUCACGCCCUGUACGAUUCGGAGGCCACCAUUAUACACCAUUUCUUGAGUUACAAGGACCGCUUUCCCUAUCCCAUGUUUAGCGCCGGAGUUAUCUUCACAGGUGUUAUGCUGCGCAGAAUGGUGGAACUUGUUGUUCAUAAUGCCCAUAACAUCACCCUUAAUAGCGACUUUUCCAUUGAUGCCUCUCAUGAGCUGGCGCGCUUUAUUUACGAUAACGUAUCGCCCAACCCGCAAGAACGCACACCGAUGUCUGGGAAAAUACUUCUAAAAAGUGCCAGCUACAUUUGCCCGACCGCUGCAGCAGUGCAAGGCCCGGAGAUCCCAAACAGAGGACCCUGUUGUUUACUGCAUGCACAGCCAGAGGAGCCAUCUGUUGGCCUGCUACCGGCUUCGGAGCACAGGAAGGAGCGUUGUGUGUACACGUCAGGAUCGAACAUAUAUUUCGCAAUCAAAACCUGUGCGAAAUUCCAUAAGGAACGCAUAGCAAUCAUCGAACGCACCUGGGCAACCGAAGCCUGGAACAGAAGAUACUACAGCGAUGUGGCAGACGUCGGCAUACCGACAAUCAGCACUGGGAUACCGAAUGUGCAGUCAGGACAUUGUGCCAAGACAUUGGCAAUUUUACAAUUAUCCCUCAAGGAUAUCGGUGAACAAAUGGGCAUACGCUGGCUCAUGCUUGUCGACGAUGAUACGCUGCUGAGUGUGUCCCGACUGAGCGGCGUGCUGAGCUGUCACAACCAUACGGAUCUCAUGUAUCUGGGCCAGCGCUAUGGCUUCCGGCUGCAUGCCCCAGACGGCUUCAAUUAUCACACGGGAGGGGCCGGCAUCGUGUUCAGCCUGCCCCUGGUGAAACUCAUCGUGGAACGCUGCAGUUGUCCCAGUGCCAGCGCCCCCGACGAUAUGAUCCUGGGCUACUGCCUCCAAGCACUCGGUGUGGCGGCCGUGCCGGUUGCUGGCAUGCACCAGGCCCGUCCCCAGGACUACGCCAGCGAGCUACUGCAUCUGCAUCCGCCCGUAUCAUUCCACAAGUUUUGGAACACGGACCCAGGGCACACCUACCACUGGUGGCUGGGAGGAAGCUUGCUCAAUCGGAGUGUCCCGCUCGCGGCGCUCAAGGAACAGACUGCUGCUGCUCAACUGCACCUGCUUGAAGGACUUCCCCGGCUCGGCGAUGUCGGAUUCCUACAAGAGUCGGGGUUGGAGGCUGCGGGAAAACAUUUGGAUCUUUAAACAGCUCAGGUGAGUGCUAACGAAAAAAAAACGGUUGCCAGAGUCAGUUAAACAGAAGUUGGCGGGGAAACCCUAAAACCAAUCUACAGACUUCAACCGAGUGCCAAGCACACAAAUUCUCAUUUUCUGUAGACCAAAAAAUAAAAAGUCUGCGGCAUCAGCAUUCGGAGGGGUCUACUUAUAGCUGUGUCUGUGUUGCGGCUUUCGUGUCAGUUUAAUUAGUGAAAAUGCUCAAAUGUGGCUGUAACUUUCGUUGAUGUUGCUUGCAUUUAUUUUGUUGACACGGAUUUGAAGCCGUCAAAGACAGCUCAGAAACUUGCACUUAAAAGCGGAAUUAUUGAGAAUUAUUAUUAUUGAGAUAGCGAAGCUUGAAGUCGUUUAAAAAUAACGUGAAUAUUUAGACUUCGAUAUCAAAU